AUUGAAGAAGUAGGCGGUGAAUACUUUGAUGAACUAGUGGCAAGGUCAUUGAUACGACGUUCUGCGGAUGGGGAACACUUUGAAAUGCAUGACCUCAUCAACGAUUUGGCAACCAUGGUUUCUUUCCCAUAUUGUAAGAGGCAUGACAAUGAAAUGCAACUCGGAAAUCUAAACAAAAUUCGUCAUUUAUCUUAUGAUAAAAGUAUGUUUAACCAUUUUGGCGAACUUGAUUCCCUUCAUGGAUUGAAAGGCUUCCGUACACUCACAGCAUUACCGUUUGAAUUUGAGUCCCGGAUCCCCGGCCAUUACCUAGCGAAUGGGGUAUUGCAUGAGUUGUUGCUAGCAUUGAAACAGUUGCGGGUGUUAUCACUGUCAGACUACAGGAAUAUCACUGUUUUGCCGAAUUCUAUUGGUGAUUUAAAGCAUUUGCGAUACCUAGAUCUAUCUUGCACUCGAAUUGAAAGGUUGCCUCCUGCAAUAUGCAAGCUCUACAAUCUACAGACCUUGUUGUUAUCUUAUUGUGUUGCUCUUACUGAGUUGCCUGAGGAGAUGGGAAAAUUGGUGAAUCUACGCCACCUUGCUAUUGAUUAUUGUUGGGUUCUUACUAAGUUGCCUGAGGAGAUGGGAAAAUUGGUGAAUCUACGGCGCCUUGAUAUUGAUGGUACUGAUUUGCAGGAGAUACCCGUAGAAAUAGCCAGACUAGAAAAUCUGCAAAGUCUGAGUGGUUUUAUUGUCAGCAAACAACAACAUGGAGUGAAGCUUGCAGAAAUGAGAAAAUUUCCCAAUUUACAAGGUAAACUCUGCAUCUCAAAACUAGAAAAUGUUAUUGAUCCGUCUGAUGCUUGUCAAGCCAAUUUGAAGGAGAAAAAGCAAAUUGAAGAGUUAUCAUUGGAAUGGAGUGAUUCCAUUUUGGAAGACUCCCAUCAAGUUGUACUUGAACAUCUGCAACCCUCAACUAAUUUGAAGAAAUUGACCGUUAAAUGCUAUGGUGGAACUAGUUUCCCAAAUUGGUUGGGUGAUUCCUCAUUUGGCAACAUAGUGUGUUUGAGAAUUGAAGAUUGUCGUCAUUGUUCUUCAGUGCCACCUCUUGGACGACUACAAAGCCUAGAAAAACUCUUCAUUUCAGGUAUGAGAUCAGUGAAGAGUAUUGGGUCUGAAUUUUACGGAAGUAAUUCCCCGUCAUUCCAACCGUUUCCCUCCUUGGAGACUUUGGAAUUUAAAUCGAUGGAAGAGUGGGAGGAAUGGAACAUGAUAGAUGGUAUAACUACUGAGUUCCCCCGUCUAUCACACCUAUCUCUGAGAAGGUGUCCGAAGCUGAAAGGAAAUUUACCCAGCAAUCUUCCUUGCUUAAUUGAACUUGAAGUAGAGGAUUGUUGUGUACUUGAAUCAGAGUUUUCAGGAGAAGUGGAUAACAGAAACAUAAUGAGACGAAUGAAUGUAUUCAAUUUUAACUCACUUCAACAAUUAUGGCUCUAUGAAAUUCCUUCUCUGACGUCCUUCCCGAGCAAUGGUCUGCCCAAAGCGUUAAAGACACUUUUUAUCCGAGGCUGUGAGAGCCUUGAAUUCCCAACUCAUGAGUUCCUUCACAGUUGCAAGGCACUUGAGGAUCUGGAUAUAAUACGUAGCUGUUGCUCGCUGACGUCAUUUCCCUUGGGUUCUCUCCCUGUGCUCAAGCAUCUUGUGCUUUUUAAAUGUAAAAAUUUGAAAUCAAUUUCAAUUUUGGAAGAAGAAGCAGCAAGCCAAUCUCUCAUGUUUCUUGAACAUCUCGAAGUAUAUGGGUGUCCUGAACUGGAGUCGAUUUCCCUACCGGAUUCGUCCACUCCUAACCUGAGUUAUUUUGAGGUAGAUAAAUGCGACAAGAUUAAUUCAUUACCAGAACCAAUUAAUAAUCUCAGUGGCCUCCAAACAUUAUAUAUUUGUGAUGUUCCGAAUUUGGAAUCCAUUGCAGAAGAGGGUUUGCCUAUCAAUUUAAGGACACUAGUUGUCGGCAAUGAAGAAGGGGUUUACAGCAAUACAGAUAUCACCAAGUGGGGCUUGGACCGACUCACUUCUCUUUCAGAAUUGAGUAUUAGAGGUGAGUAUCUGGUUAAGAAGCUGAUGGAAAUACAAGUGCCCCUGUUGCCCAAUUCUCUUCGGAUGCUGGAAAUAGAAGGAGCACGUGAAAUACAAGAUUUGGAUGGGAAGUGGCUUCAGCAUCUCACCUCUCUCAAAUCUCUCGAGUUGUAUGAAUGUGACAAGCUCAAGUCACUGCCAAAAGAAGGGCUGCCCUCCUCGAUUUCAAGUCUACAAAUUCAGGGAUGCCCAAUGUUAAAAGCAAGUUGUGAGAGAAAGAAAGGG
This is a messenger RNA of Arachis duranensis, 2337 nucleotides long. Its product is annotated as putative disease resistance protein At3g14460. The annotation marks the transcript as partial. The record is from RefSeq and is a predicted model, not a curated record. NCBI's taxonomy places the organism in Eukaryota, Viridiplantae, Streptophyta, Magnoliopsida, Fabales, Fabaceae. Gene Ontology annotation, molecular function: protein binding. The transcript has a single exon.